GGUGCCAUAUCUUAAAUCUUAACAUUUAUCGUUCAUUUAUUCAGUAAAGCUUUUUUUAUAAGCGUCCUUGUAUGGAUCCACUUUUAUUUUUCGACUUUUACUUUGGCUUUCUGUGAAAUGUUUGUCAGACACAUGAAAACUGUGAUCAACAAAUGUUUUAAAACAGAAGAAUAUUUAUAAAAAGAAUAUGAAGAGUUCGAGAGCUAAGUCAGCAAAGUGAAUAGCUAAAAUAGCAUGCUCUUAUCGUGGCUUGGAUAAAGAUGUUUUGAAUAGUGAGGAUAUUAAACUGAGGGCAGCAGAUACAUUUAAUAAUUAUUUUCAUUAUUCAAGUGAUGCCUACUUCUGGAUACAUAACAUAAUGUCUGCUUAUAACAAUGAUUGUCGUAUAGUUGUUUAAAUCAUUAAGGGAAAAUGUCUGGACAAUCCUGCUCUAAAAAUGAUAUUAAUAAAAAAUAUAAUGAUUCGUUAAAAUGCAAUGAAACAAACAGUCAAAAUCAUGAUGAAAACAUAUGCAGACACAAGACUGAGGAAAAUAAGUCGAUUAUUGGAGAUACAAUUGAUAACACAGAAAAAGAGAAGAAAAAAUAUACUCAAGAAAAUGAGAUAGCAGACAAUACAUGUAUCGAUGAAAAUAAGAACAAUGUAUUGCAUGCAUCGAAAAUUCAAAAUAUGAUGAAAAAAAUGGGAUAUAAGCCAGGAAAAGGUCUUGGAAAAAAUGAUCAAGGUCGUGUCGAACCGAUAGAAACUGUUAUUCAACGUGGUCGAAAAGGAUUGGGACAUUAUAUACACAAAGCUAAAAGAAAAAAGUCGAAUAGUGGAGAUGCAAUUGAUAAUAUAAAAGAAGAAAAUAACAUUCAAGAAAUUGAGACAGCAAACAAUGCAUGUAUUGAUGAAAAAAGUAAUAUGUUACAUACAUUAAAAAUUCAAAAUAUGAUGAAGAAAAUGGGAUAUAAACCAGGAAAAGGUCUUGGAAAAAAUGAUCAAGGUCGUGUAGAACCAGUGGAAGCAAUUACUCCACAUGGUCGAAGAGGUUUAGGAUUCAUUACAUCCCAAAUUUCAAAGAAAAAAGUUGCCAUUAUCAAGAAGGCUCCAAUUUCACCUUCUUCUUUUCUUUCUUCUCCUCCUUUAAAAAAUUGAGAAGUGUCUAUUUCAUUUUUUAUGUAUGAAGUAUAAGAAAAAGAGCAGUUGAAUGAAAAUAUCUUUUUUUUUUCUUUUUUUUUUUUGAGAGGAUUAGCACGAUUAUUAAGCACAGUCUAAUUUUUAUAAAAUCUCACCAGGUAAUUCUGUGCAAGCUCUCAAUCAGGGAAGUGUGGAAUUUGGCUGGGAUCGAACUCUAAUCUGAUUAUUAGGUGACUGCAAUAUUCUAUGCAUACUAUUAUUAGAAUAGAAAUCAAGAGAAAAUAUUGGAAUAUAAAAAUUGUCUAUAGAUUUAUCUUAGAAUAGCUCUUUCUUUUUAAAAAACUCGAGUGUAUAUUAAUUUUAUUUUGCAGAAGGAAGGUACACGCAAGUGUGAUAAAAGUAAAAACAUAUUUAAUAUGUAUAGUCUUAGAGUAUCUAAAAAAAAUAUGCUACAUGAAAAAACAUCCGAUAU
Molecule: messenger RNA, 1591 nt
Organism: Cataglyphis hispanica
Lineage: Eukaryota; Metazoa; Arthropoda; Insecta; Hymenoptera; Formicidae
Product: tuftelin-interacting protein 11-like
Exons: 2
Coding region: 412-1137 (241 amino acids)
Molecular function (GO): nucleic acid binding
Source: RefSeq, a predicted model, not a curated record